Molecule: messenger RNA, 6630 nt
Organism: Amoebophrya sp. A120
Lineage: Eukaryota; Dinophyceae; Syndiniales; Amoebophryaceae
Source: the annotation of a GenBank genome assembly
CUUCAAUGGCCGAUUCCUGUCUAGGGUAGUUAGACUUCCGUGUAUGUCGGCGAAAAGAACUAGAUCCAAAAUUAUAUUUUGAUAAUACUUGUUUUUUUUGCGUCUAAGAACAAUACCUACGCAUACGGCUGUGAAAAUCAUAACUCUAAAGUGGUAUACAAUUUCUAAGCUGUUCUUGUGGUGGUGGCACGAAGUAUGAUGUCGAAGAGUCAAAGUGCCUGCCAACCGUUGCAUGAUACCGUGAGCAGCAGCACCCUUGGAUCGAGUGGGUCCGCCAACACCCUCCUGGCUGCGACCGUCGCGCCGUUCCGAAAAUCUAAAUCCGGCACACACCUGAACGGCUUGGGGGCAAAUUUUUCUGCCUCUCCGGACCAGCGGUUGUCCAACAUGGGAUUGCUACACCAGGGGAAGGAUCACCACGACCAUAAUGGGUUAUCUCACACCAUCAUGGAGGAAGAAGAGGAGCUUCGCGACGAGGAAGAGUUCGUGCCCGAGCAACACCAGGAAGAUGCUUUGAGCAGGAGCUUAUGCAUUGCAAAAGUAUCGUACUGGGGAUUAGUACAAAUUGCAUUUCUACUCAGAAAUUUGUAGAUGCUGACUUAGCUUCUGCUAAAAAAGUAGAUUUGUCUAUACAAAAGCGCAAUUAGUACGAGCGCGUGCGCGAUACUCUACUUGCAAAGGAUAGAGCUGGCUUUGUAGCACCCCAUUCUUGCUCUUCAUCCUGUGGCUGUCCUCUAUGGGCGAGGUAAGCUAUUCCUAUCCGUAUACACGAGAAACGUCAUUUUUCAUGAAAUUGAGAAUGAGAAAGGAUAAUUGUAGUUUGUUCCGCAGGAUGAAACAAAAGUGGUAAUCUUCUUUUUCCCAGUGUAGUUCGGCCCGUUUUUUUCAAUGACGUGCAAUCGCUACAAAUCGAUGCUGCUGGAAGUUCCUUCAGCUUCAUCUGUUGCUUUUAUUUCCGACGUUACAAACAGAAACAAGUAGCUUUUAUUUUUAAUUUUUUUGAAUCCGGAACACAUACACAACUACACGACAGGUCUAUUUUCCGGACCUGAUGAACGAAUCGCAGAUGAAUUACUGGAACUUCAAAUAUAACGCAGACCUUGCUGACGGGAAGAAGCGCACCUUCCCCCUGAGAGUGCAAAACGCUAUUCCCGGAACCCUGCCGAGCACUCUCGGCACGAAUGUGCUGUUGGGCGCAUCUGGUACUUCGCAUGUCGGCUCAUCCUUGGCGGCGCUAGGUCAACAGCGGCAGCAAGAAGGUUUGUUGACAACAGACGACUUUCAGCCGGCGCAGCAAAUCGAUCCGGAUGCGGAUACCGUCAAAAGCAACGCCCCGCCGGUGACGUCACAAGUAGGUGCGGGUCCGAGCCAGUUCUUCAUCGGCACGGAGCGCUCACAUCAACAGGAGCCGCCCGCCUCCUCCAAUUCCGCCGUAUGGAUGUGUCAGAGUUGAAAUCGACAAAGUUGAAAUAAUUUGUCACGCAUAAAAUGGAUGCCAGUUGGAACCCAGUUUCCAAGUGGCGCAUGACAAAUUUCGGCGGUCCCUAAAUCCAGUCUGUCAUGCUGUUUAGGCAAAGAAGAGCGAUUUUCUCAUGCUACUUUAGCAGCUCGAGCUGUAACCCCAAACAGGCUUACAAUCGGCCUCACUUGCCUGCUCUGCAACACACGUGCCUCGGGUCAUGCAUUUUAUGCAUUACAGAUUAUUUCAACUUUGACGAUUUCAAACCUGACGCUUCCAUACGCCGCCUCGCUCGGUUUGUCCGCUGUCGACGGUGAGGAUCUGGAAACUACCUCGAAAAUGCUGAAAAGCACCUUGCUGCUCGCAUGGUUCAACACUUGUCAGGAUGAGGUCGAUUGCAAAAUAAGUAUUCAAACCGACAAAGCGUACAAGACCGGGCCCAUGGAAACGGAGCCGACCUCAACCAUAUGCCACAUGAUUCGACCCGCGAAAGGGGAGCGACUGGAGUUGGAUAUCUUUCACAGCAAGCAACUGCAGCCCGCGGUCGGGGCCAGCAUUGUUGAUCUUCAGGGAACUACACCAGGUAUAUACGCAAGGCUACGUAUACGUACUGCCUCGCAGAUCCUCCGAGGUCGCUAUGUAUAAUGAGCACAUUUUCCCAGCAGCAGGUUUUCCUCGUUCACCAGUUCCGUCGUUCCGAUGCAAUACGCGCUUAUGAUCGUCUCGGCGUCACUCCAACUAUUCAUAGUUGAACUAUUCAUAGUCGACAUAUUUUUUUUUUGCUACUGACGCCCACAACUGCGCGAGCGCUAGUUUUGCUAAAUGACAGGCUCGUCCAUUACAAUUGAGUAGGAAGGACGAGAGCCUAUCCCAACACACAACGGGAAGAACAACAAAACGCCACAGGAACGUCGACUGGAGCCAGUGGCUCCACGAGCCCACUUGCUUUGGGGGGAAGCAAGAACCCCAUAUCCCACUUUCACAACAUGGGACGCCUAGUGGAGCAGACAGCUGGUGCGAAGAGCGACUUAGAGAAGUGCGUUGCGAAGAUCGAGUACGUAAUGCGGGAAAAUCCAGGUAUGUCUUGCUUUUGCCGCCACUGCCAAUCGAUCGCGUCAUCCAUUGUCUUCAGGUGUAGAAGAAAUAUCAUGGAGAUCUCAGGCUGCCUUGACCACCUCCUUUGUGAGUGUCAAGGUGGCAAUGUGCUUCACGCGAUCUCCAUCAAAGAGCUACGGGUGAACUGCUUCGGGUUUGAAUCUGCACUACCGACUCCAGAACUAGCAGCAAAAAUUCUGAAGGAAAAACCAGGGGAAGCAGUGCGGUUCAUACGAGACCUGUGCGACAUCUACCCGAAGCUACUACCAGUGCACUACAGCACAGCAUUCACACCGAUGCCACGAGAAGGGAUACCACUGGAAAAAUCUAGCAGAGCAAAUACCAAGAAGCCGGUGGGGGAUAGAGCUAAGAAAAUUUUGCAGAAAUUACAAAAACAAAUGUAAGAUAAAGUAAGCUGAACUUGUAAGAUUCGAAUGCUUGGUCUAUAGCGUGAAGUGAUCAGAUUUUGUACAAAGUGAAUGAUGGCAGAAAGAGAAAGAAAAAUGAAAAACAAAAAGAAAGCCAUGAGAAGCUCUACCAUCAGUAGAGAAAGAAUUUGUUCACAAAGGAGGCGGCCAGAAAGGAGAAUCCUCAGUAUAUGACGCAGUUCCUAACUGCUUACUUUUUCUCUUGAUUAGCAACAGUGGCACAGCACAGAUUUCUGUUUUAUAAAUGAUGAACUUGAUUAAGAAUAGGAGUCCGUAUUGCCUGAAGAGAUGAUGAGUGCUAUGUAGUGGAUUGAAGACCGGGAAGCGAAGGGGACGAGGCGGUGAAGGGCGCUGUGCAGAUACAGUAAAAUUUAAAUAGCGCCGGCCACUAGUAGUCAUGAGCAUCUGGUGGCAACAGGCAAGACAGUAAUUAGUUACGCCGUGAAGGCAAAAGGAGGAGCUGGAGAAGGACAACGUGAUAACGGAGACGCUGACAGGUACGCAUCCCGGGGUCCUCGUUACAAAGUGAGAACAACGCCGGACGGUGUAACUCACUUUAGGAUACCCAAGAGGAUGCACCGGCGGAAAGUGUUUUUGUACGGAAGCACUAGGUCACGCAGUAAGCGUUCGGUCAAUAAGACAUUUUCGACGCUUCAUCAUCAUCAUCAUCAUCAUCAUCAAGAAAUAUCAUGGAGAAAAAAACGAAGGAGCUCGUCUCACUUACUUCUCGUCGCAAGAAUUAUGUAAAAACUCAUACACAAUCCCUCUAUGAAAUUGCGUUCGCGAUCACGAUUUGAAGAUGAAUAGUACAUUGCCUACAAUAAUACAGAAGAAGCUGUCGCGGAGAACUGGGUGAACACCAAGAUGAUUGCAAGGCCUAUGCAUCUCUUCUCCUUUUUAUGAGACGUAACAGAAGACGCUUCAGGUUGGUGAUGUAGCACUGCGCAACCAGCGGGAACUAACGCAUCCGGACGCACGAUUCCGAGACACAGCAAUAUCAAAAUGCACGGCGAAGAAUUUUAUGGUGUCUAGUCAAAGUACAACUACAAGUAGAGGGGUGUUAUAAACCUAAUGGUGCCGCCUGAUAAUGAUAAUGAUGCAGUUGCAGGUGCUAGUGUGUGAUCACCUCCGGGGGCGCCUUCCGAAGUCUUUGCAUUCAUACGAACUCAUCCAUCGUCUUGGAAACGUGAUGGUGCUGAUCUUCAAGCCAUCAGAGGCCCGAACAUUGCACAAGCAAAACUGGGGGCUAGCAGCUGGUCCUGCGAUCUGCGAGGGGUUAGCACAGAUUUGCCUCUUCACCGGAAUCGUCCUCAGCUGUGCGCAGUUGAAAACCAUCAUAUACUGCAGCGGCUCCGUAUGGUCAGCACUCGGCUGCUGGCUGUUUCUCCAGAAGAAACUUAACACGUGGCAAAUUGUAUUGUGAGUACCGUAGGACUUGAAGUUGAUGCUUAUUCUUGAUGCGAUCGUGGACCUGGUCGUGGUCUUUGAGCGACAUUCGCACACACGGAAGUAGCUGAGCUGUGCUGGACAUGAUAAAUUCAGAAAUACUUACCAAGCGUAUUAAAGAACAAGAAUAUGAAUAUGGAAUUAGAAAUACUCGAGCUGGGAAACCAACGACCACGAAGGACAUAAAGAGCGAACAAUUCAAAUCGAGUGCGAUGCAUGCUGCGGGCAGCACGACCAUGCGUGGUCUUUGUAUCAAAACCUGGUCACAACACAACAGAUCGGCAUGCUUCUGGUGAUUCUGGGUUUGAUGGCCAAGUCGAAGUCGUCCUUCGAUGUAAUCACAAAAUCUGGGGGCAGUGACGUUCUAGCCAUUGUGCUCAUGCUCGCAGGGACCAUUCUGCACAGCUUGACUAACGUCUUCAAUCAGAAGAUUCUUCAGGUUUGUAGUUCUGGAUACCGGUUUUUGUAGUUCCUCAAGCGCUAGGUUGUUUCUGUUUCAUGUAUAACACCACUAUUGAUGUGCGGCUCCUUGCUUGGUCGUGGUCAUGAUUGAUCACGAAAUUAUUGGCUUAGGUCUUCUUCCAUCCUUGAUUUGUGAAUGACACUCGACAGACAGAUAAUGAUAAACUUAAACAUGCUUUAACGAAUUCGAAUAUUCGCAUUGAUGUUUCCACCGAAAAGCGAUGUUAAGACCAUCACUCCACAUAUUAAUUGGACAGGCUUGCAACAGCGAUACAAUCAAGCCGAUUCCUGCCGCGUCUCUUGCUGUGAUGAUCGGAAUUAUCUCCUGUUUCUUGUAUAGCUUCUACUUCGCCGGGUGGGUCUGGCCCGAGUUCUCCGAUAUCGUGGUUGAGCCUAUCAAAGUGGACAAGUACGAUCUUGCCGUGAUCUAUCCAGGAAAAAACACCUAUCCGCAUCCAAUUCGUCAUGCAAAACAUGAAUGAAGUCCACUAUUUGCCAUGCAAAAAAUAAUGGAUGGGGAUGGGUUUUUUUCUGUGGAUAUGAUCGGAUCCGUCGGGCUCCUGAUUGCCAGUUGGCUCCACGCCGCCGCGUUCUUCUUUCUCCUGGGCAACAUAGGCGUCGUCUCCUGCUCCAUGGUCAAGGGAGCUCAAACAGGAACCUACGUCAUGCUGUCCCAUUUCUUGUGGUGUGACUACGAAAAGAACCCAAAGCAGUGCAUCGACACGUACUGCUAGUGCUUGACAUGAACCCUUUUGCUCUGCUUCUUCACUUCAGCUGUUGUUGAGUGACUAGGAAAUCGACCACCUCUUCUGCAACAAGUAUAUACAAGAAACAUAUAUGAUGAAAUAAAAGGCAAGGUGGAUCUUGUUGCAUCAGUUUCAGCAUCUGCGUUGACUCUUGAUUGUAUGAAGAUCGGUCGAAGUGCUACAUCAAAUGAUGUGAUUGAGCUUCAAUCUUGUUUAAACUGUUCUCGAUUUCCAGGUACACGGGAAUUGCGACGGUGCUCUCUAUUCUUGGCGUUCUCGUUUAUUCUUACGCGAGCGUUUAUUGCGUCCCCACGCCUUCCGUUCCAGAAACGGAAAUCGAGAAGGUUGAGGAACUAAAGGUCCCACGCUCCGUCUACCAGUCGCAGGAUGGCCGCUCGAUUACAGUAUACAGCAAGGCGGACAAGCAACGUACCAGCAGCGUAUACUCCAUCUCGAUGAAUCACGUCGUUGACGAACAGGCUCUGACCGCAGCGCUGAGCACCACCAGAAGUCGAAGUCGUUUGGGCUCCGUGGAGUUGGAAAAUAUGGAGGAAGAUCUUUUGGACGACUGCAAAAAAGUGUAAAGGAAAGGUGUCUCCACCUAGUACUCCACCUUCAUCACGCCUACUAAAUGUAUCGACAAUGCCUGCUAAAUGUAUCGACUGCAGCAAUAUUAGGAAUGAUUCCACCACGCGUCAUGGUGCAGUGUGAGAAGAAUGAUUGAAGGAGGUGUGUACAUCAAAAAAAUGAAAAUCAGGGUUGAAGUCAUACGGCAAAGUAGCAAACGAAAACUCAGCACGCAGGUAUUGGCGAAGGUACCUCGAUUACAGGCAGAAGAAAGAGGAACGUUAAAAACCAACUAUUUUCUGACUAUCGUACCGAAGUCUGGCAAUUAUUUCCCAGCUGCUUCGGCCAAUAGGACUACGAGGGGGGGGGCAAACCCGCACAGGAGCACAGCUGAAAUAGAGGUAAAGCGCCGCCUCCAGUUGUAGUC